Molecule: messenger RNA, 1320 nt
Organism: Drosophila rhopaloa
Lineage: Eukaryota; Metazoa; Arthropoda; Insecta; Diptera; Drosophilidae
Product: glutathione S-transferase D6-like
Exons: 2
Coding region: 16-1302 (428 amino acids)
Biological process (GO): glutathione metabolic process
Molecular function (GO): glutathione transferase activity
Source: RefSeq, a predicted model, not a curated record
ACAAAGUUUUACAAAAUGGAUUUUUAUUACUCGCCUCGCGGAAGUGGAUGUCGCACAGUCAUUAUGGUGGCGAAGGCUCUUGGACUGGAGCUAAACAAGAAGCUAGUGAGCACUUUGGACGGCGAUCAGCUGAAGCCAGAAUUCGUGAAGCUGAAUCCCCAGCACACCAUUCCCACCCUGGUGGAUAAUGGCUUCUCUGUUUGGGAAUCCCGCGCCAUCGCCGUUUAUUUGGUAGAGAAAUACGGCAAGGAUGAUUCCCUCUUCCCGAAGGAUCCCCAGAAACAGGCCGAGGUCAAUCAGCGUCUUUACUUUGACAUGGGAACGCUGUAUGACAGCUUUGCCAAGUACUACUAUCCUCUUUUCCGAACUGGCAAGCCCGGCACUGCCGAGGACUUCAAGAAGAUCGAGACCUCCUUCGAGUACCUGAACACUUUCCUGGAGGGCCAGGACUACGUGGCCGCUAACCAGUUCACCGUGGCCGACAUUGCCAUCGUGUCCACAGUUUCCACUUUCGAGAUCUUCGAUUUCGACCUCAGCAAGUACCCAAAUGUGGCCAGGUGGUACGCCAAUGCGAAGAAGGUGACUCCCGGAUGGGACGAGAACUGGAGUGGUCUUCUGGAACUGAAGGCAGUCUUUGAGGCCCCUAUUCUUAGCAUGGAUCUCUACAACAUGGCCGGUUCUCCGAGCACCCGAGCUAUUAUAAUGACCGCCAAAGCUGUGGGAGUCGAGCUGAACUCGAUAAAUGUCAAUACCUUUGUGGGGGAGCAACUAAAGCCAGAGUUUGUGAAGAUAAACCCCCAGCACACCAUUCCCACCCUGGUGGACCAUGGAUUCGUAAUCUGGGAGUCCCGUGCCAUUGUUGUUUAUCUGGUGGAGCAGUACGGGAAGGAUGAUUCUCUGUACCCCAAGGAUCCUCAAAAGCAAGCUCUGAUCAACCGGCUGCUCUACUUUGAUAUGGGCACUCUGUACGAAGCCAUUGCCAAGUACUUUUUUCCUCUUCUGCGUACUGGCAAACCAGGAAGCCAGGAGAACUUGGAGAAACUCAAUGCUGCCUUUGAUCUCCUGAACACUUUCCUGGAGGGACACGAUUACUUGACCGGAAACCAACUGUCCGUGGCCGAUAUCGUCAUCUUGGCCACCGUUUCUACAAUCGAAAUGGUUGACUUCGAAUUAAAUAAAUUUCCGAACGUGGACAGAUGGUACAAGAAUGCCCAGAAGGUUACUCCCGGUUGGGACGAAAACAUAAAAAGGAUUCAAAAUGCCAAAAAAUUCCUAGCCGAAAACCUAAUAGAAAAGUUAUAAAGGUUUUUACUACAAAUU